Messenger RNA from Trichoderma virens Gv29-8, 1614 nucleotides. RefSeq lists its product as uncharacterized. Bases 1 to 1614 code for a protein of 537 amino acids. Gene Ontology annotation, molecular function: transmembrane transporter activity. The transcript is spliced from 3 exons. The record is from RefSeq and is a predicted model, not a curated record. Gene Ontology annotation, biological process: transmembrane transport. Lineage: Eukaryota; Fungi; Ascomycota; Sordariomycetes; Hypocreales; Hypocreaceae.
AUGUCGUCAAAACCAGACAAUGAUCAAGAUGUUGAAAAUCCUUCUCCCACGGUAGAAACACCGCCACCCGCCUCGGAGACAAACGAGCCUUACAGUAUAUUCGACAAUCGGCAAAGGGCGUUCAUCGUGAUUAUAGUCUCCACAGCAGCAACAUUCUCUGGAUUCGCGUCCAACAUUUACUUCCCUGCGCUCCCAACCAUCGCCAAAGACCUCAAUGUCUCCGUCGAGCUCGUCAAUCUCACAGUCACUUCGUAUCUCAUCUUUCAAGGAAUUGCUCCCAGCUUGUGGGGCCCCGUAUCUGAUGUCAAAGGACGCCGAGUCGCAUACUGCUGCACCUUUCUCGUCUUCGUCGGCGCGUGUAUUGGACUUGCCGAGACCAAGAACUAUGCCACCUUGAUUGUCCUUCGAUGUCUCCAGAGCACGGGGAGCGCGAGUACAAUCGCCAUUGGCUCUGGUGUCAUUGGAGAUAUCACCACCCGAGCGAACCGUGGAAGUCUCAUGGGCAUCUUCCAGGCCGGCCUGCUGGUUCCUGUUGCCAUUGGUCCUGUAAUCGGAGGUGCUAUUGCUGGAUCGCUAGGAUGGAGGGCCAUAUUUUGGUUUUUGACGGCAUAUGGCGGUGGUUUUUUGUUAUUCCUCAUCGCCUUUCUGCCAGAAACAUUACGAUCCAUUGUCGCAAACGGUAGCCGAACUCCAUCGUCGCUUAUCGGCAGAUAUCCUCUCAGCAUAUACCAGAGACUCUCAAAGAUCAAAUGGAACCGUGAGAUCUCAGCCGCGGAGCCGGACAAGAAGAAGCGCAUCGACAUUUUCGGUCCGUUCCGCAUCCUCAUCAGCAAGCAUGCGACUCCUAUUAUUGUCUUCUUGUCCAUAUACUACGCCGUAUGGCAAAUGAGCAUCACUGCCAUGUCGACUCUCUUUGAGCAAAAGUACAACUUGAAAGAGACACAAAUCGGCCUGACAUUCAUUGCCAACGGAGUGGGCUCCAUGAUAGGAACACUCAUCACAGGCAAAAUCCUCGACAAGGAUUAUAAAAAAGUCAAGGCUGCCUAUGAUGCUCAAAUGGCCCAGACGGAUCAUGAAAACGGCAGUGAAGUUACUCGAUCUGCCACCCAAUCGGAGGAAGAUUUUCCCAUUGAAAAGGCACGCCUUCGUCUGAUCCCUAUCUUCUCCAUCAUCCAAUGUCUGUCCAUACUUUUAUUCGGCUGGACCAUUCAAUAUCCUCAUCGCGUCCACAUUGCUGUUCCCAUCAUAUCCACAUUCAUCACAGGUUGGACUGCCGUCUCGACACAGUCUACCAUCAUGACGUAUCUCGUCGACAUCUUUUCAGACCGAAGCGCUGCGGCCAGCGCCAGCCUGAAUCUCGCCAGGUGUCUCUUUGCUGCCGGCGGCACCAGCAUUGUGAUGCCAAUGGUGAAUGGCAUUGGUGUCGGACUGGCAUUUACCAUUUGCGCCAUUGUUCAGUUUGUUGCGCUUCUGGGACCGGCUAUUCAGUGGAGGUUUGCUGCUGGCUGGAGGAAGCAGGCCCGGAUGCAGAAAAAACGCUGGCAACGGACGUCUGGAAGAGAGAAAACAAGGCAACGAGCCAAAAUGGCCAAGGGAGCCGCAGCAUCUUGGUGA